Molecule: messenger RNA, 796 nt
Organism: Cynara cardunculus var. scolymus (artichoke)
Lineage: Eukaryota; Viridiplantae; Streptophyta; Magnoliopsida; Asterales; Asteraceae
Product: gamma-glutamyl peptidase 5-like
Exons: 4
Coding region: 34-759 (241 amino acids)
Cellular component (GO): cytosol
Source: RefSeq, a predicted model, not a curated record
AAAUCUAGUGAAGCCAUAGAUCUAGAGAUUAGGAUGAUGAGAUUCGCGGUUCUUCUGUGUGCGGAGGACAGUGAGUACGUGAAGAAGAAAUACGGAGGUUACUUUGGUGUAUUCCUUAGAAUGCUGGCGGAGGAAGGCGAGAUUUGGGACGUAUUUCGUGUCGCCGCUGGACAGUUUCCCGACGACCAACAGAUCGGGCUUUAUGACGGUUUUGUGAUUACCGGUAGCUGUAACGACGCUCACGCCGAUGAUGCUUGGAUCUCUCAGCUUCUCACUCUGCUCAACAAAUUGGAUUCCAUGAACAAAAAAAUUCUCGGCAUUUGCUUUGGUCACCAGAUACUUGCACGUGCCUUGGGGGGUAAAGUAGCCCGUGCAGUUUCAGGGUGGGAUAUAGGGGUCCGGACCAUCAACUUCUCAUCAUCCACAACGAUUUUCGCUAAUUUGGAAAUGCCAACUAGUCUUUCCUUGAUUGAAUGUCAUCGUGACGAGGUUCACGAACUCCCAUUGGAGGCGGAGGUGUUGGCAUGGUCAGAAAAGACUCGAGUGGAGAUGUUCAGGUAUCGCGAUCACAUCAUGGGUGUUCAAGGGCACCCCGAAUACACCAAUGAUAUUCUUCUACAACUCAUCGAUCGCCUUCUCCAACGCAAUCUUAUCGAGGAGUCGUAUGCCGUGGAAGCCAGAGCUAACGUGGAGAAGGUUGAACCCAACAGGGAGGCUUGGAAGGAGUUGUGCACCAGUUUUCUCAAGGGUAGAGGAUGAUGAAUAUAAAUUGUUAGACGUUAUAUCGUCCUAAUUA